Molecule: messenger RNA, 7599 nt
Organism: Misgurnus anguillicaudatus (oriental weatherfish)
Lineage: Eukaryota; Metazoa; Chordata; Actinopteri; Cypriniformes; Cobitidae
Gene: ark2ca
Product: arkadia (RNF111) C-terminal like ring finger ubiquitin ligase 2Ca
Cellular component (GO): nucleus
Molecular function (GO): zinc ion binding; ubiquitin protein ligase activity
Source: RefSeq, a predicted model, not a curated record
GACGUCAUAGCGUAUGCGUUUCAGGCGCGCACGCUCUGAUGUCAAACCCCGCCCACAGCUAAUUCACAAAAGACUCGCCGCCGUGCCGAGCGCUCCCGUUGGCUACUGCCAGAGCCACAGGAAGCGGAGAGAUGCUCGCUGAUUGGCUGUGAAUCUCUUUGUGUGCGGGGCAGCUGGCGUCUGGGUUGCGUUUUUGAAUGGUCUCGUAUUGGAAGGCGAAGGCGUCCAUGGGCAGCACACCAACAAAGGAGCCAGGAUGGUGUUAGUCCACGUCGGAUAUCUGGUUCUUCCCGUCUUCGGUUCCGUAAGAAGUAGAGGAGCACAUUUUAGCAGGCACCAGCAUAGUCAUGCUACCUCCUGCCGACAUUUUCACCUGGCUGCUACAGCGACGCCCCUGCCCGCUGAGUUCCCACCCCCUCCCCUUGCCCCGCCUCAGUACCAGGAAGUCCCGCCCCCUUUCCUACCUCAGGCCUUACAGCAGCAAUACCUCAUCCAGCAACAGUUACUGCAGCGCAGACGCACACAGGAGCGAGUCCCGCUGAACACACAUCGGUUACGCCCAGGAUAUGAAUAUGCUCCGCCUCUUCACAUCCCACAGCCAAUCCCACAGCAGCCCAGAUAUCUGGCAGAAGGCACCGAUUGGGAUCUGAGUGUGGAUGCCGGUGUUCCUCAUCAGUAUCCCCUGCAGCAGAUUCCUCAGCCGUACCAGCAUUACCUGCCCUCUCCCAGGAUCCACCACCUUCCCAGGAGCAGUGCCUCCACUCAUGUGGUUGUCCAUGAGAUAAGGAAUUAUCCGUAUCCACAGCUUCACCUGCUGGCGCUCCAGAGUUUGAGUCCCAGCCGACACUCUUCUGCUCUUCGGGAGAGCUACGAGGAACUGCUGCAAUUAGAAGAUCGAUUGGGAAGCGUGAGUCGAGGAGCGGUGCAGACCACCAUAGAGAGAUUCACCUUCCCUCACAAAUACAAGAAGCGGAAGCCUCUGGAUCUGAAGCUCUGUGAGACUGAUGAAGAGUCUGAUGUAGAUGAGAAAUGCACCAUCUGUCUCUCUAUGCUUGAGGAUGGAGAAGAUGUCAGGCGGUUACCCUGUAUGCAUUUAUUUCAUCAGGGAUGUGUGGAUCAAUGGUUGGCCACCAGUAGGAAGUGUCCCAUCUGCAGAGUUGACAUCCAGACACAACUCACGAGCGAGAGCUGAGAUAUUAACAAAUAACUCCCAUCCUGAGAGCUGGAGCUCUUCUUCUUCUUCUGCUCUUAUCAAACACAUUCAUCAGCGCAUACAGAUGAAGAAAAGCACUGCUUCUGCAGGGUUUCACACACUGUAUAUUACCUACACGCAUAUACACCCCACUAUAAUCUUAACUAAAUGAGCCAUCCGAUACGCACUUAACACACACUCACACGCUUUACUGAGCCAAUGACAAUAACUGACACUACACACCUUCAUACACACACACACACACACACACAUGCUGGUUAAACUAAAGGGUUUGUUGUGAGAAGUGACUCUGUUUGUAGCAUACGUGUGUGUAUUUGUGCAAUUCCUUAAGCCAUGAACUUAACUAAAGACCCUCAGCUUGCAUACAAUACACACACACACACUAACUAAUGAUAAUGACACACACACAUAUAUAUGCGUGUAUACAUGAUAAAGCUCUUUUUUUGGCGGAUAAGACACUGUCAUAUCCAAGUGUGUGUGUGUGUGUGAGUGUGUCGGUCGCUGUAUUUCUGAUCUGCAAUACUGCUUUAGUCUUACACACUGGAGCUAUUUUAGCAUUGUUUGUGUGCAUAUGUACGCUUGAUCACGUGGUACGUGUGUGUUGUUAUUUAGUUGGUCAUGGACCGGCCCGGAUGGAACCUGCAGACAUUUUUAACACAUUUUCUGUGCUGAUUAUUUUAGGAAAGGUUUGAGCGUAGUAAAAUGUUUUCAUUUUAAUGGAAGCUCCGUGACACGACAGGAAGUGGGUGUGUCCAGUACGCGACAAAGUUGAGAGAAGUUUAACUUCACGCAAAUGAAAUGCAAGCAAAAAAUUUCACGUCAUCCAUCCAUCUUUCUUCGUUGUGACUAGGACAACCAGAUUUUAAAACGCCCCCAAUGACCUCAUCAAAGAGACGGGCGAGACACGGCAACAAAGUCGCUGGGGUUGUGCACGCGGCGUAGUACAUAAAAUAAAAAUUAGUGACAUUUCAGUUUUGCGAAAAUCUGUGGCGCUGUGUUAGAAAUUACCCAUUUCACUACGCUACAAUAUUUCCCACAGAUUUUUUUUUUGCAUAUGCAAAUCGUUUAUGCUAAUUUUUUCCAACCAUUUUAUAUUAUAAACCUUACUAGGUCCAUUAAAGGUGCAGUGUGUAAUUUUUAGAAGUAUCUCUUGACAGGAAUGCAAAAUAAUAUAAAAAACUAUAUUAUCAGGGGUAUAUAAAGACCUUUCAUAAUGAACCAUUAAUUUUUUUUACCUUAGAAUGAGAUGUUUUUAUCUACAUACAUCAAGGGUCCCCUUACAUGGAAGUCGCCAUUUUGUGACGCCAUGUUUGUACAGAAGCUCUUAACGGACAAUUGUUUUAAUAAGUGUUCUCCAACGAUGAUACUUUUUUUAGGUUGGGGCUUCUCUAUGCAUUUCAAAAGUGACGGGUGAGCAGUGGACUGAGCCACUAGAUGCCACUAAAAUGUACACACUGCACCUUUAAAAGUAAAAACGUGUCCCGUUUUAUUUAUAACAUUGCCAAGAUUAAACUGAACGUUCAAACGUAGAUGUACAAAUAAAAAACAAAGCAUUCAGUCAUCAAUAUCUGUGGCGUUUUUGCCCUUGAUCUUUGGAUAAUUUCUGACACCGCUCCAUGGUUCUGUGUCUGCAGGUUUCGUGAGGGCCAGUCACCGGGUUCGCUGUGCACCAAGGUGCAUGUUGAAAGCCAAAAAACCAACACACAUUUUCAAAAAAAGAUUAAAAACAAACAAAAAAAAACAAUUCCGAGUCAUUUCAAAGACAGCAGGAGGAGAGUUGUUGUCUUAAAAAAACACUCCAGGCAAAAGUAGGCGGAGACUGUCGUGAUUGGUGGUUCAUGUAGAUAGGCGCAGUAGUAGUUGCAUGCAUCUGUGCUUCGGUUGUCGUUUCAAGGUACACCUGGAAGUGUGUGUGUGUGUGUGUAUGCGUGUUUGUGCGCGUGCGUAGCGGUACGAUACUGCAUGAAUGUGUAUUAGCUCCUUUAAGCUGUGACGAUCUGUAACACUAUCAGACUCAUGUAGCCUGUAUGCGUGCGUGUUCGUAUGUGAGAGACCCUGCCAUGACCUUUGACCCUAAAUGCCUACUGUUAAAAGCACAUGUGAGCAUAGCUAAAGUGCCCGGCCUCACUUUGGUGCUGCGUUGCCAUGGUUACUGUAUUUAUUAUCGGUAUUUAAAAACAUGCAGUGUUCGGAAGGGGGCGGGGCUUGUGCGUGUCCAACCGUGUUUUUGUGUCACAGGUCUGCCCUCGUGGUUGCUAUGCUGGUUGCUAUGCUGUAUUGCUAGAACUACAAUGUAGAAUGUCGUGUGAUAGAGGACCAUCCACCAACAGCACACAAGCCGGUCGAGAUGGGUCAGAACCGAACGGCACAGAUGUGAUGUUUUUGCUCCCUAAGGCCUGAAACUCUCUGCACAAUUAUGUGAACGCCAAAUGAUUUCUAACUGCAGUCACGGAAGAGGAAUAGUUAUGCUUAACCAGCUAGACAGACAUAUAACAGGACUGGGCAUAAUGUGGCCCCCCAAAAUUUUUAUUUUUGUUUUUAUAUUUGUGCAGAGUAUGUUUCUAGUCUACGGAGGCCCCUAAGGGGACAUGAAGCAAAAAUUUAAUAAAGUUUGGUUUCGGGUGCGCACGUGAAACUAUUGCGUGUGCACGUAAAACUUUCACUUUUAUGUGCACGUGUGAUAGUUUCAACAAAACUUUAGAUUUUUUUAUUGCAAUGUCACCUUAGGGGGUCGGUACUAGUCUUACAGCUUGGUGGUUUUUUGUGUAACUUUUCCUUUGAAAAUGUUACAAUUUAUAAAAUGCAGAAAAGGGAAUGUAAUUUUUUUGUUUGUUUGUAAAUGUGGCCUAAAACAAAUUCACAAAUUUUUGCAAAAGUAGCAUCUGUCCGUCCUGUAAAAUUUUUCGUAUUCAUUUUAACCAAUAAGCUGCGGCCGUUGCUUCCAACGUGUGUUGGCUCCUCCCCCCCAGUGUUCUGUGUGCCGAUUGGUGGAUGUUGGCUCACGUUGAUCGUUUACACAGGGUUAUGUCCGUUGAAAUGCCUUAAGUAUUUAACAAUCAUAAUUUAUUACUAACUGUAGAUAUCGUGGGUGCGUAUUUAAUUUUGUAUAGUCUCAUUUUUUUGCAAUGGAAUCAUAUUUUAUUUAUUUAGAAAUAACACAAAAUGAUUAAAACUCUUACCUCAUGUUUGAGUUGGUUUGCGGGAAUGCUUCGCAUGCGGUUGGUCGUGUUCGUGUGUGUAUCUCCCUUUGGUGCUGUGACCUUACUGACAUUCCGCUUGCUGAUUGGUCAGACACGGCAGCGGAGUGGGAGUAUUCUGGGUUUUGAUUCGCUGUCCUGUUUGCACUCUUAGUUUUCCAAGGCCACCCUCUCACUGGCAUCAUUUUAACCACUCUGGCAACCUUUGCAACACAAUCUUUCGUCUCUCUUUUCUCUUUCUUACAUUGUUAAUGUUUACAUGGGCUUUUUUGUUUUAUGUUUAUCUAUAUCUAAAUCCAUAUUUUGCACUGUAAACUCUUCCUUAACUUGUUUUUUAUUCAGUCACUGACUGAUUCUCUGUGACUAUGUGCCAAAACCUAGUGAGCUGCCUUCAAGACUGCGUCUAAAUGUCCCUUGUUCAUAAUUGAUUUCAAAAGCCAUUAGCUAAAAAAAUCAUAAUCUAUUAAGCAUAAAGGAUCAAGUAUACCUCAUCUUUUUAAGCGUACGCAAGUGUACAGUCGAACAGACAACAUUACAAAGGCUGCGUCUGAAAGCUUCUGCCAAGUUCAGACGGCACGAUUGUAGCCCUGAUUUUGACUCGCCGACAGGUUUUGACAAAUCGCAGGCAAAUCGGUGCUCGUUCACGCGAGUGACAAUCAAGACGCGAUCUGAGAGGAAUCGCUGCCGAGUCGCAAACACCCCUAAGAUAUCUUGCAUGCUAGAUAUCUGGACCUGUUGACGAUUCAAAAUCAUGCCGUGUGAAACUGAAAAUAACAUCGGCGAUGACCUACAGCCAACAUUGAGGGCAGCUGGAAGUUCGGGGAGGAGUCUCUCCAACUAUUUCCUUCAUAAUCUUUUUCUUUUUUUGCUGCAAAUAAGCGCACAUGCAGUUUGUAUGGCAAGCUUCUUCCGUGCUACCAUUUUUAAUAAAAAGUCUCACGUAGGAACUCCGGUCUUGCACGCAUAACCUCGCGUUGUUUACUUGUCACUUCUGGCGACCUUUUACUAUCCUAGUAAAAGGAUAGGAUAGUAAAAGGUCCAUCGAAUGAACACUUCGGGAUCUAGCCGAAAGUAGUAGGUCAUCUGGGUAAUUUUCGCCUACUGUUUUUGGAAUAGUAUGAAUUUGAACAUACUAUUCACCUCGCCUACUGCUUUUCGCCUACUAUAUAGUAUGAAAACAGGGUUCCCACAGGUCCUUGAAAUCCUUGAAAGUUUGUGAAUCUGGGGGGAAAAUUCAAGGCACUGGGAGUUUUUGAAAAUAUACAUAAAUAGAUACAGGUCAUUGAAAAUGCUUGAAUAUAUUUUAUCCAUGAAGUUUUCUGGAAAAAAAAUCCAAAUUAUUCCCUGUGUAGUGUAGGAUUAUAUCAUAAAAAUUUGAGACUUUUUAAGCACACGUGCUAAACUGUUUGCUUAAAAUUUUUUAUCUUCUGUAUGCGAAUGUUGAUUCAUACCAAAAUGCUUUUUUGCAUAGUUGUGUUUGACACAUGAAAACGUCUCGGGUUACGUAUGUAACUGUUGUUCCCUGAGAAGGGAACGAGACGCUGCGUCUCUCUUGCCAUACUUCCUGCAUCCCUGUAACGCCGUCUUUGGCAAUAUUUCAGAUAGCGAUAUACUUCCUGACUCCCGCGUCACCCUGUCUUUGUCGUUAAGCCUCACCAUUGGUUGAGUUUGAUAUACACAUUCAGACGCACUUACCCCUGGAGGCUUCACCAAAGUGUCACUGCAGUGACGCAGCGCGAGUUCCCCCGAAAGGGAACUGUAACAAUGCAUCUUAAAAGGAUGUAACUCAUUUGAAAUGGGUCCCCACAUUUAGUCCUUGAAUUUGAGGGUACUGGACCUGGAAAGUCCUUGAAAGCUCCUUAAAUUUGAAGUUAACUAAGGUGUGGGAAACCUGUGAAAAGUAUGCGGUUUACGACGCAGCCUAUGACUUGUACGCAUACACGUUAGACGCAUGCGCAACAAAUUGCAGUACCUCCACUGGCCUGGAUGCUGUACAUGCGGUUACAAAAAAUUUGCAGUGCGAGCAUCACAGAUCUUCUGGAGUUUGAAUAAGACUACAUUUACACGUAAGCGGCUAUUUUCAACCUCUUCGGUUUCAAAAAUAACUUUAUGCACACACGUCAGUUUUCAGAAAAUUGUUUAUUGACAUGUACCCGUGUAUAUAUGCCUUCAAGAGCAUGCCAAACCUCUAGGUGGCGGUAGCUGAAGCCCACGUAAGCCAAUCAGAAUCCCGAAAACGGCAACGAAUCACUUCCUGUUCCUCUUUUGAACAAGAUCGCACUUUUGGCGUAGGUGCGAGCUCUGGCGCAUACAGUGACGUUGGCUGGCUAAACAUCCGUUUGUCUCAGUUUACAUGCAACCGUGUAACCGAAGAUUUUCCAAAUCUCCAGUACGUGUAAACAGGGCCUGAUACUCACUAGGUUUUGAGACAGAUCCUAUAUCUUUCUGGCUAUCUCUUUUUUUUUGGAUUCUCUUCAUCUCUUCUGUCUCCAGGACACGUGAAACGUAUUCUUCUUACUUCACUUUGCAAAAUCUCUCUUUCUCUCUCAAUCUCUUACUCGCUCUCUCUCUUUCUCCCUGUCUGAGGCUUGAACUCUUUUAACCCUCGCAGGACAGGGUCAGGACUAACAGAGUAUGACAAAGCACAACAGAUUUAAAAUGCAUGUUUUUCUCAGGUUUGAAUAUAUACGUGACUAAAUAGAAGUAUACAGCUACAUAGAGAAAAUAGAGACUAGCGCAGAUGUAUUACUAACGGUAUUAGAGGAUUGAUUUUUUGCUGCUGCUUGUAUUUGAAAAACAAAACAAAAAAAGGCAUAAAUAAUAAAGUUGUCGUAAAAGUGCCAGUGACAGGGGUGCCGCGUGCUGUGGGUGUUUUUCACUAGCGGAUUUUCUAGCAAAAUAUAGACACAGAUUAUUUAUCAUUCAUAUUAAAGCAAUAGCGCCUCCUGCUGGUGUGACUGCUAGUACGUAUAACUGGUGGAGUAUAAAAAGCGUCUGUGUAAAAUGUUAGAUUUCUCUUUCGGUGGAAUUUUUGUACCUUAUUUAUUACUACUACUAAUGAUGAAUUUAAAAGUGGCAUCGCUAAAAUGUUUUUGGUUUUGUUCGGUUUUCAUUUCGUUUAAUUUCAAAGCUUGUACAUUAUCCUUUUUGUAUGUGCUCAUUUUGUAAUAAAAAAAUGCAAAAAUGUUU